This is a messenger RNA of Fusarium verticillioides 7600, 660 nucleotides long. RefSeq lists its product as hypothetical. The transcript has 6 exons. The coding region runs from base 1 to 660 and encodes 219 amino acids. Lineage: Eukaryota; Fungi; Ascomycota; Sordariomycetes; Hypocreales; Nectriaceae. The record is from RefSeq and is a predicted model, not a curated record.
AUGCAGGCUGAGAACUUGAACAGCAUCUACCGACAUGUAUGUGAAGAGGUGUCUAUGCUUGUGACGAAGCAGCUACAAGCCACGGCACAACGUGGCCUGAUACCCAACCAUGUCGUCUUGAUGGGCGGCUUUGGGGAAUCAAAGCCCUUACGAGCUCAUCUCCGCAAGGCGCUGGCAGGCUUCAACAAGGCCCACGAUUCCAAUACUGCGUUAUAUGUCGCCGACGAGGAGGAGCGGCUCACAGCAAUCGAUGCUGUUUCCUCGGGGGGUGUUCUAAGAGCUUUGAACAAGCUCUACGGCCCUACCAGAGUCGCAGGUUGCAGCUGCGGUAUCCGUUGUGAUGAGCCUUUUGAGCUUCCCAAGCAUGCGGGACUGCCCAGAAUCGAGGGCUUUAAGAUGAAACAGGAGGUGCUCAGAAAAUUGGUGUUUGUUCUCAGGACAGAUAUCACGCACCUACUACACCGGCCGCUUCUGUUUGUGAAAGGGGGAGCGCAGGACCCUGGUAGCAAUGGCAGCAUGGAUUUAUACUGGAAGAUUCCUUAUGAGUUGGUAUUGACCAUUGACGGCCUAAACAUGAAAUGUGUUCAACUUUUCAACGGGCAGCAGAUUGGAGAAAUGAAGGUAGGCAUCGCGCCAGGAUUCACACCAGGAGCCAACUGA